CCCCGCGCCGCGGCGCCCGGACCGCCCGGGCCUGCCCAGCGGCCGCCCCACGCCCCGGGCGCCCCGGCGCCGACAGCCGCGCAGCGCAGCGCGGGCGCCGCAGACAAAGGCGCGGCCCCGGCCCGGCCCGCCCGGCCCAGCAGCUCCCGCUGGGAGCCCCGACCGGGUCCGGCCCGGGGGGCGGGGGCCGCGGCCGCCGAGGAUGGGGAAAUCCAACAGCAAGUUGAAGCCCGAAGUUGUGGAGGAGCUGACCAGGAAGACCUACUUUACUGAGAAGGAGGUCCAGCAGUGGUAUAAAGGCUUCAUCAAGGAUUGCCCCAGUGGGCAGCUGGAUGCAGCAGGCUUCCAGAAGAUCUACAAGCAAUUCUUCCCGUUCGGAGACCCCACCAAGUUUGCCACGUUUGUUUUUAACGUCUUUGACGAAAACAAGGACGGGCGGAUCGAGUUCUCCGAGUUCAUCCAGGCGCUGUCGGUGACCUCGAGGGGGACCCUGGAUGAGAAGCUGCGGUGGGCCUUCAAACUCUAUGACUUGGACAACGACGGCUACAUCACCAGGAAUGAGAUGCUGGACAUUGUGGAUGCCAUUUAUCAGAUGGUGGGGAACACCGUAGAGCUCCCAGAGGAGGAGAACACUCCAGAAAAGAGAGUGGACCGGAUCUUUGCCAUGAUGGACAAGAAUGCCGACGGGAAGCUGACCCUGCAGGAGUUCCAGGAAGGGUCCAAGGCGGACCCGUCCAUCGUGCAGGCGCUGUCCCUCUACGACGGGCUGGUAUAGUCCUGGGCCAAGCCGGAGCGGGAUGCCUGGGAACCACUCACCUCCUCCUGUGCCAUGAGGCCGCCUCAGCCCCAACACCACCCCCGUGUGCCCACCCAGCCUUCUUCCGCAUCCACACACAGCCGGCUGCCCUUGACCCGGGAGGCCCCGGCUCUCCUCUCCCCUGCCCCGCACCCACCCGCCGCCUGAAGCCACCGGCUCCAAUCGCCAACAACCUCUGCUUGUCCGGAAAACGGCAACGCGAAAUGGAAAAGGCUACAGCCCUCUGCAAAACCAAGGACUCGGCUGCCUCGCCGGCUGCGUCUCCGUUCCUCCCGCUCUCUUGCGCGUGUGCUUUUGUUUUUUAUUUCGAACAGACAUUUUAAAAGGAAAAAAAAAAAGCAACUACCUUCUAUCCUAGAAGACACAGACUGACAGAUGGGGAGAAGGCCUGGGGACCUCAGAGAACUCUGCCUGGCCCCUGUCCCUCGCCCCUCGGCAGCCAGAGAGGCUGUGGGCGGGCCGGGGGUGUUGGGGGGUUCUGCCUGGUCCACGUUCUUUGUCGUCCCAUCUUUUAGCAGCACCACCUGCGUGGCUAGGAUGAUUCAUUAUGAGGAUGAUGGUUUUUUUGUGACAACAGUAUUGUGCUUUUUGUGGGGAAAGUGAGGUUUUUUUUUUUUUAUAUAUACAUAUAUAAUUGAUAUCUUUUAUUUAUUGGUUGUUAACUGUUGCUGCUGCCUCGUGUGUCCUCAGCUCCCAGGGCUGGGGGCCACCGUUUACAUGUGCACGCCCUGACCCACCUGCCCACACUGACUUGGGAGGAUGGUGGCCUGCAGCGGCCAAGAAGCCAAAAAAAAAAGUCCUUUUUUUUUUUU
Molecule: messenger RNA, 1629 nt
Organism: Cebus imitator (Panamanian white-faced capuchin)
Lineage: Eukaryota; Metazoa; Chordata; Mammalia; Primates; Cebidae
Gene: NCS1
Product: neuronal calcium sensor 1
Exons: 8
Coding region: 203-775 (190 amino acids)
Molecular function (GO): calcium sensitive guanylate cyclase activator activity; calcium ion binding
Source: RefSeq, a predicted model, not a curated record